AUGGGCGGCAAGGUCGGCAAAGCAUGCUGUGCCAUAAGUGGCAGGUCAGAUUACGAGGAUGCGAACCACGUAUUGACGCCGGUCGCCGACAAAGACGGGAGGAGAGAGGAGACCUUGGAGUGGCUGAAUGAGCUCGUUGCACAGCUGUGGCCGAACAUUAAUAAUGCGGUCCAGAAGAUCGUUCAUGAGCAGGUCACACCGCAGCUGCAGGCGAGCCUCCCAAGCUUCUUGAAAGGCACACACUUCAAGACCUUCACGCUUGGAACGAUCACCCCGAAGUUUGGGCCGAUCGAGCUUGUCAGCCGCCAGCACGGGUUGAAGCUCAACCUGAACUUGGACUACGAGUCGGAUGUUGACAUCGAAGUCUCUGCCGUGAUCGCCAGUAUUGGGAUCAAGUCCAUCCGCUUGCGCGGGGAGCUGGUGCUCAGAUUAGAGCCACUGAUCCAUGAAACUCCGGUGGUUGGCGGCAUCACCGUCUUCUUCAACGAUCCGCCAGAGCUGGGCCUGGACUUCACCGGGAUAGCCAACCUGGCAGAUGUGCCCGGCAUUGCAGGCAUAAUCCGCCACCAAAUCAACGCGGCCAUCAGCAGUGCCAUGGUCCUGCCAAAUGUCAUUGCCGUGCCCAUAGCAACACCGGCGCAGGGCGUCGACAUGGCAGAUCUCGUGAAGCCACUGCCCCUGGCCGUCUUGCGCGUGACUGCAGUCCGCGCGAAGGACAUCACAGCCAAAGACUGGCACCUGCUGGGCAAAGCCAGCAGCGACACCUAUGUGAGGGUCUCCUUGGCCAGCGACUCCUGGAACUCGUCUGUGCAGAAGCGAACCUGCAAUCCAGUUUGGGGUGAGGGGGACUUCCACGACUUCAUGGUCUUCGAUCGGGAUCAACGUCUCUGCAUCGAGGUCUACGAUAGUGACUACCUCACCAACUCGGACUUCAUCGGCAAGCCGAAGUGGCCAAUCAAGGCCAGUGAGGCGGUUCGGAAUUCCAGCGUGCCGCUGCCCCUCGUCGAUCCGAAGUCGCCGGAUGAGAAGUGCUGUGGAACGCUGGAGAUGAAGUUUGAGUGGCUGCAGCUGUCUGCAUGGGAUCAAAGCACGGCAGCCAAGGCCAAGGGAACUUUGGUGAAGCUGGGCGUCAACCGGAUGACCUUCCCGCCGUCCUUCGGCAAGUCGGCCGCGGUCUUGGUCAAGCUGGGAGAGCAGGAGAGGACAUCCAAGGUUCACAGGAUCAAAGAGCCCUCGCCUGACGUGGUCUCCGUAGCUGGUGCGCUCGCGCGAGUCGCCAGGCGAUGCAAGGCACAGGGCCUGAAGAUGGAAGCGAUCCAGGAGAUCACGGGCUUGAGCAAGGAAGAGGUGAACGCUGCACUUGCAGACUCAGACAAGAAGGACGGUGCUGCAGCCGCCCUGCGACCAGAGAUCCAGAUGGACGUAGUGUUCUACUUCUCCGUUUAUGAAGAUGAUGCGAAGAAGCUUGACUUCACCGUGACUGCGCUGGAUGAAAAGAUGAAACCCUACGCGACAUUCACCACAUCGGUGGGCGAUGCUGCGGCUGCAAUUGACGCCAAGCCCACGGUGCGAACAUUGAAGCUCAAUGAAGGUGAAGGGCUGCAGGUGGUGAGGGGCGCGCCUGGCAAAGCGUUAAUGUGCCCCCAGAGGGAGGAUUUCACCGGCCGGGUGCAGACUGCAGAAGGUUCAGCCGGAGAUGGACUGAAGACCUCAGCAGCUUCCAUGGAUCUGAAAGGCAAAGAGGGUGUGUCCCAGCGUGUCGGUCGAAAUCUCUUCCUGUGCAUGGGCAUGUCUGAGCGCUUGGAAGGUCCAGGCUUCGUGUCGGAGGAGUGGGCACAUGUCCUGGCCUGGGACCUCUUCGUGGGGCGUUGGAUCUACCUUGAUGGCCUGCGUCGCGGUAUCUUCACCUCGCACUCUGUGCUCUUCUGUAACUUGAUCGGGCCUCCCGGUCUCCUCAUGCAUGCGAUCACCUGCUUCGUUGUCGGGAAGGGCUUGCCAAAGGAAGAGGGCCUGGAGGAAGAAGCUCGCAGCGUGUGGAUGGGACAGCAGGCCUCUGCUGUGCCGGAUGAUUCGCCAAAGGAGCGAAGUCCAGGCGGUUCCUCGUCCUCGAAGGAUUGGUGCAAGGAUGCGACAUCCGACGUACAGAAGCCCAACCGCCACACCGACUUCGUGCGAAUCGUGCCUCCGGCUCGACCGGCACCACGGGCGAGUGGAUUCAGGUGUGGUGAGGCGUUGCCAAAAGGCCCCGAUGUGCUGGUCUCCGAGAUAACGCCAUCUUCAGCAACAAUCUUCUGGUCCAACAACCAGGACGCACGGAAAGUGCAUAUAGACGUAUUGUUGGAGAAGAAAGGUAGCUCUCUUCCCUUUGCCUUCUUCGAGGCCUCCGGGGACGCAGCGUCCUUCGAGCUGCCCGCAGGCAGCCUCCCCAAGUCGGCUGGCCCCUUCAGGGCUCAGGUGGUGCUUGAGAGCGGUCCGGCAGAUCGGCCUCAACUGACUGAGCCCGGCAUGUCCGAGACUUUCUGCACGCCCGCUGAGCCGCCCUCGUCCGUGGUUUGCUUGAGACUCCUGGGCGAACCACGAGCUGACGGGUUCACGGUGGAGUGGCAACCACCUGGAGAUGAUGGUGGCAAUCCUGUCGAAGUUUACGAGGUGCACUUGUUGAACCGUUCGCAGAAGGACGAGGGGGUGCCUGCCGAGAGGGCCCAGGUGCGCCUCGCAAAUGGUAAGAGCACGAUAUUGUGCCACAGCACACAACAGUGCUUCUCCGGGUUGGCGCCGGGUUCAGAUUACACAGUGGAGGUCUGCGCCGUUGCUGCUGGUGUGAGCGGUGCCCCGUCCACGAUCGAGGUCUCAACCGCAUGCGCCGCGCCUGCAGCUCCCUCACAUCUCCGGGCACGGCUGAUGCCAGGAUGGGCCAGGACCAGCCAGGCCUGCAUCUGCAUCGCUGGCGAAGGCCCGGCGAGUCCGGACCUGGAUGUGGUGAAGUUGGAGUUCAUAUCUCCGGCCUCCGACGGGGGACAGCCUGUGCAAGUUUACACGAUCCACGGGGAAGAAGAGCUUUGCGAGGAUGCUCCAGAUGUCGAAGAUGCGACCGAGAGCCUUCCCAAGUCAGGUGUUCCAGCCGGAAGAUUGCUCCAGUGUCAAAGGGCCCAGGACCCACAUGGUUGUGCUUUCUGCGUCGCCAGGGGCCAUCCUCCGAUCCAUCCAGGUCAUGGCAUCUUCCAUGUCCUGGUGUGCAGAGGUCUCCAGGCGCCUCCCUGCCAGACGGAAGCUCCACACACCAAGUAUGGCCCGAACAUUUACGAUGGCAUGCACGCCAUGAUGGCUCUGGGCUCGAGUCAUAGGAUCUGGUUCGUAGCUCAUAGCAAGCUGCGGGCGUGCCAAGAAGGCCAGGAGGCCGUAGCGGGCUGGUCCGCCUGGUAUGUGGGCGCCCGAGAUGUCGGUCCCAGCUGUUGUUUGGGUAAUAGGCUUGCGCCUCUACCCAGGAAAGUCGUCAGAUUUGCCUUGGUGCCCCGUUUCCCUUUGACUGUCAUCCUUUGUCCCUGCUUGAAAGUUCUCGUGGUAGAAAAGAUGUCACGUGGUUUGUCUGCUGGCAAGGAGUUUCUCCGACGCACCUCCCUCAGCCUCAAUUGGUCCCUGGACCAAGCGUUGGAUGUCUUCUUCGCAGAAGGCAACUCUUUCGGUUCUGCCCCGCAAGAGCAUCUGGAUGCAAAGAAGCUGGAUGCGUUCUUCAGGAAGUACGCUUCCACGGAGGAUCAGACGAUUAGACCCGAAGGCAUCGAGGAGCUCUGCACUGAUCUGGGCAUCUCGACCCUUGAUCCUGUGACGUUGGUUCUUGCGUGGCACUGCCGAGCACAGCAGAUGGGUGUCUUCAGCAGGGAGGAGUUUCAGACUGGUAUGCAGCGCCUCGGAUCCGACGAGUUGCCGAAGCUCCGUGCUAAGCUGCCAGAGAUGCGGCAGGCUCUCCAAGAUCGCGGAGCUUGCAAAGAGGUCUAUGCAUUUACGUUUCAGUUCGCUCUAGAUCAAGGCCCGUCAGCGUUGCCUUCCCGUCGAUAUGUGCAUAGAGUUUUGGAAGCUCUUGCUGCCGGCACAUUUCUCGUUGCUCGAGACCUGGAUCGGUUGGGUGGAGCAAAAUGUGAAGAACCACGUGUCGAAAGACGCCUGGCUCCUACAGUUCGCAAGGACACGUGGAUGAUGUUGUUUGACCUGGCGACGCAGGUCAAGCCGGACUUAUCAGACUACGAUCUGCAAAAUGGUGCAUGGCCAGUGAUUCUCGACGAAUUUGUCGACUUUGUGCGCAGCAGUAGAGCGCAGGCUUGA
Symbiodinium sp. CCMP2456 is the source of this 4320-nucleotide messenger RNA. The record is from the annotation of a GenBank genome assembly. Lineage: Eukaryota; Dinophyceae; Suessiales; Symbiodiniaceae.